AUGACGGCAAGGACCGUCUCCAGGGCCAGGCUAGGCCUUGGGCUGGUGGCCUUGGUUCUGGCGCAGCAGCAGCUGACCGUGGUUGCCAUCGAGAACGCGGAGUUCUCCGUGAUCCCAGACGUCGCUCCGUGGCCUAAGACUUUGCCCGUGGACAGGGCAUUCCCGACCAACCUGCCGCCGGGGCUGCCGAUAAACCUUCCUCCCGCGCCGUCGGUGCUGGUGCCCGGCCCCCAGGCCGGGUGCGCCACCACCGUGCGCGAGGUGCUCACGAAGAACGGCCGCUCCGCCUUCAUAGCACUGCUCUCGUCCUCACCUGAGGGCCGCGGCGUGCUCGACGGCUCGCUGGCCGCGACGGUCCUCGCGCCCACAGACGCGGCGAUCGCGGGGCUGCGCGUGCUCGGGGCAAACGCCGACCCGGCGCAGGCCGCUAUGGUGGCGCAGUACCACGUGCUGCAAGGCCGCCUGCCGCUGCAGCAGAUGCUUGUCGAGCCGGGGCUGUGGCUCAACUCGUCGCUCACCAAGGCCACGUGCCCGACCGCCUUCCAGACGCUCACCGUGCUGCCGGGCAACGCGACCGCUGUCAAGCCCUCCCCCGAGGCCUACGUGCGUGGUGCAGAGAACACCGCCCGCAUCACCGUCGCAGACCUGCCCGCGUGCAACGCGGUGGUCCACCUCCUGGACUCGGCGCUGCAGCCCUGCUGCACCAGCGUGUUUGAGCAGCUGCCGCAAUUCAGCGUCGUGAAGAUCCAGCCCAGCUACUUUGACGGUUACCGGCAGCAGGAGCCGCCAACCAACGACGACGGCUCCAACAGGCGGCUGUUUGAGGAGUCCAUGGUCGACCUGCUGCUGGUGGGUGGCGUCGAGUGA
This is a messenger RNA of Monoraphidium neglectum, 867 nucleotides long. RefSeq lists its product as hypothetical. The transcript has 3 exons. Bases 1 to 867 code for a protein of 288 amino acids. The record is from RefSeq and is a predicted model, not a curated record. NCBI's taxonomy places the organism in Eukaryota, Viridiplantae, Chlorophyta, Chlorophyceae, Sphaeropleales, Selenastraceae.